CAUUACCCUUUGUUCCACUUCUACAUCUCUCUCUAUAUAUCAAUCUCCAUGAUGUCUCCCACUCUCCCAAACAAAUUUUCCUUCACAACCAAAACUUCUAUUUUUUAUUCCAUUUAAAAAUAAAUCCCUUUUUAUUUUUAUUCAUUCAAUAAACUCAUUUUCAUUUUUCAUAUAUUUAAUAAACUCUUCUUAUUAAUACUCUUUCUUCUUCGAUCUACUUGUUUCUCACUUUCAGAGCUCUUCUCGUUACCCCAAACUACGCUACACUUUUUUUUCUCCUUUUUAAGAACCCUAAGUUAUUCAGAUAGUGUUAUUUUCAAUGCACUUGUGGUUGAUGCUAAUGAAGAACUAGUAAAAAAAGAAAGAAAGAAAAAUCAAUUUCUGGUGGAAAAAAUGCGUGUCAAGGAAAUGCACCCGUUGUGUUGCAUCUCAUUGGAGAGUCCCGGGAUCGGAAGUCAUUCUCCGGAGCCAGACGCGGCGGCGCUUUCGAGGACGAGGAGUUUACCGGCGUGCGGAUCUGACCGCAUUUGUCGCCGUGGAUCAGAGGCGACGGUUGCCGGAGUUCUCUAUAAGUGGACUAAUUACGGUAAGGGAUGGAGAUCCCGGUGGUUUCUCCUCCGUAAUGGCGUGCUUUCUUACGCUAAGAUCCGGUCGCCGGAGAAUCUCAAUCUGUUCUCUCCAAUCGAUGAUGUUCGCUUAAUUGGAGAUGUCACCGCUAAUCGUCUCGCGAGAAUGGAUAGAGACGCCGGAAACGCCGUUCGCCGGAAGAAUCAUAAACCUUCUUCGUCUUCAUCUUCUCCUCCUACCGUGGUUCAUUUGAAGAUCUCGUCGUUUAGAGAGAGCAAAUCAGACGACAGAAAAUUUUACAUUUUUACAGCAACAAAGACACUCCAUCUGAGAACUGAUUCAAGGAAAGACCGCGUGGCAUGGAUACAAGCUUUGGUGUCAACUCGUAGUUUGUAUCCACUUAGUGGUCAUCAUCUAUUCCUUGCACCUUAUCAUAUAUCUGUAUCUACCGAAAAGCUUAAGAAACGCUUGGUUGAAGAGGGUAGCGGUGAGAAUCUUGUCAAGGAGUGUGAGCAAAUUAUGCUUGCAGAGUUUUCCGAAUUACAAGAGCAGCUUAAAAUUCUUUGUCAAGAACGAUCAAGUUUGUUUGAUACGAUUAGGCAGUUGGAGGCAGCUAACAUUGAACCUGAGGGCUCUGCCUUGCAUGACAGUGAAUACCAACUAACAAAGAAUGGAUUUUCAAAUCUAGGGCGUGGAAAAUAUAGUGAAUGCAGUACAACAGAAUCAUCCGAUGAUAUUGAAAAACAUGAGGUAGAAGAAGUGUCUGAAGAAGAUGAAAUAUCAUAUUAUGAUAGUAGAGACUAUUUUACAGAAUCUGGUUUUAGGUGUGGGUCAAAUACUCUGGAUCAAGUGAACAUGUCCGGGGCAGCUAAUAGACAAUGCCUUGAUGUGGAAAACAGUCAUUUUGAACCAAUGAUAUAUGAUUAUGGGUAUCCUCAGAUUACAAGGCGAAAAAAGCUUCCAGAUCCGGUUGAAAAGGAGAAGGGCGUUAGUCUUUGGUCAAUGAUCAAAGACAAUGUGGGCAAAGAUCUCACACGUGUUUGCCUUCCUGUGUACUUUAAUGAGCCAAUCUCAUCCCUUCAGAAAUGUUUCGAGGAUUUGGAGUAUUCUUAUCUUUUAGAUAGAGCUUAUGAGCAUGGAAAAUCGGGAAACAGCCUCCUUCGAGCACUGAAUGUUGCCGCCUUUGCUGUUUCGGGAUAUGCAUCGUCCGAAGGCCGGCUUUGUAAGCCUUUUAAUCCCUUGUUAGGGGAAACUUACGAAGCCGAUUUUCCUGACAAAGGAGUUCGCUUCUUUUCUGAGAAGGUUAGUCACCAUCCAACUGUGGUUGCCUGCCAUUGUGAAGGUAGAGGAUGGAGGUUUUGGGCAGACAGUAACAUUCAUUCAAAAUUUUGGGGAAGGUCGAUUCAGCUUGACCCUGUUGGAGUUCUGACACUUGAAUUUGAUGAUGGUGAAAUAUUUCAGUGGAGCAAGGUUACUACUACAAUUUAUAAUCUUAUCCUUGGUAAAUUAUAUUGUGGUCAUCAUGGGAAUAUGGAAAUCCGUGGUAAUCGCCAAUAUUCAUGCAGGCUCAAGUUCAAAGAGCAGACCAUUCUUGACCGAAAUCCUCGCCAGGUAAAUGGGUUUGUUGAAGAUACAAUGGGUAAAAAAGCAGCCACAAUAUUUGGCAAGUGGGAUGACAGCAUAUAUUAUUUUGAUGGUGAUGUGAAUGUCAAGCCUAAAGAUUAUACUUCGUCCAGUGGAGCAUUGUUGUGGAAAAGGACUAAGCCACCCCCAAAUCUCACCCGUUACAAUUUGACAUCAUUUGCCAUAACACUAAAUGAGCUUACACCAGGAUUAAAGGAGAAGCUUCCGCCCACGGAUUCCAGGCUGAGACCUGAUCAGCGGCACUUAGAGAAUGGGGAAUACGAGAAAGCUAAUAUGGAGAAACAAAGGUUGGAAAAGAGGCAAAGAAUGUCAAGGAAAAUGCAAGAGAAUGGUUGGGAGCCAAGGUGGUUUCGCAAAGAAGGUGAAACUGGAACAUUUCUAUAUACAGGCGGAUAUUGGGAAGCAAGAGCUGUAGGAACAUGGGAUGGAUGCCCAAACAUAUUUGGUGAAUUUCAAGAAAGCAUCGUUGAAACCUUAUGAUGCAUCUUGAUUUUUGUUCAGAUGGAUUCUCUGAAUGCAAAUUAAUUAGUCUGUGGAGGGUUUAUCUUAAGCGUUCUUGCAUGGCCAAUACUUUUUUUAUUGAAUGGACGAGAUAGCAGCCAUUUGGUGGUAUAUUUAAAAAUGAGGCUCUUUGCAGCUCUGGUUGGAAAGAUUUUGUUGAAUGACCUUUGUGUAAUGACACAAACAAUAAAGGGAGUAGAGAAAAAGUAAAACAAGCAAUAUUAUAUCUCAAAGUUGCUUGUGGAAUUAAAUGGGAUCAAUUGUCUAUGGCUGCUGAAGAUGUAAUUUUCUUAACCUAAUGGAUUAAGCUUUGCACGUACACAGCUCUUUGCUGUGGCGGUGUUCAAUGAGAGUCCCAAACUGAGGCUGUUAUUACUUCCCCAGAUGAGCAUAUAUUAUAUAUAAGCAAAAGAUUAAGCUUAGCAAAAGUAGUUGUUAGAUUAGAUGUUGUCUGUGCUCAAUUGUCACAAUCUUAUUCUUUCUUGUUUUUUAAGUUUUGUUAGUAUGUAAUUAUUUGGGGUAUUAGUUUAUGUAAGAUUCUCUUCCCUUUAAUUCUGAUAUAACUACUACUGACAUGGCCGAAAAGGUUAUAUAUCGAUUUAUUUCAUA
This is a messenger RNA of Lathyrus oleraceus (garden pea), 3321 nucleotides long. RefSeq names its product oxysterol-binding protein-related protein 2A. Lineage: Eukaryota; Viridiplantae; Streptophyta; Magnoliopsida; Fabales; Fabaceae. The coding region runs from base 394 to 2691 and encodes 765 amino acids. Gene Ontology annotation, cellular component: cytosol; membrane. The record is from RefSeq and is a predicted model, not a curated record. The transcript is spliced from 11 exons. Gene Ontology annotation, molecular function: sterol binding.